Molecule: messenger RNA, 738 nt
Organism: Truncatella angustata
Lineage: Eukaryota; Fungi; Ascomycota; Sordariomycetes; Amphisphaeriales; Sporocadaceae
Product: alpha-N-methyltransferase NTM1
Exons: 3
Coding region: 1-738 (245 amino acids)
Biological process (GO): N-terminal protein amino acid methylation
Cellular component (GO): cytoplasm
Molecular function (GO): N-terminal protein N-methyltransferase activity
Source: RefSeq, a predicted model, not a curated record
AUGGACGUGUCUCCCAUCGUCACAACCGCGGCGCCUGAGCCCUUGCCCGACAAGGCCGAAGGACUCAAGUAUUGGAAUAAUGUUGAUAGCGACAUUAAUGCCAUGCUCGGCGGGGUCCCAUCAGUCCAAGGUUUCUCAGUAACUUCCAGAGUCGACUUACAGGGCUCGCGCAAUUUUCUGGCCAAGCUGGGUAUUGGUGCUAAGCCAGGUCUGCGCAUAGUGGACAGUGCCUUAGAGGAUGGUGCUGGCAUUGGCAGGGUCACGGAGGGGCUCCUUCUAAAAGUCGCUAAACAGGUCGACAUUAUUGAGCCCGUCAUCAAGUUUACAGACGGCUUGCAACAUAAACCUGGUAUCCGCGCUAUCCAUAACAUAGGACUAGAUGAUUGGAUACCUACGAAAGAUGACAGCUAUGAUUUGGUAUGGAUCCAGUGGUGUGUCGGCCACUUGACUGAUCCCCAGCUCGUGCAACAUCUUGAGCGAUGCAAGGCAGCGCUAAACCCUGACGGUGGUGUUAUCGUGGUGAAGGAGAACAUCAACUCGAUUGACGAAGAUUUCUUUGACGAGACAGACAGCAGUGUCAUAAGACAAGACGCAAAGUUCCGGGCCUUGUUCAAGCAAGCGGGCCUGACGCUUUUCAAAACGGAACUGCAGAAGGGAUUCCCUAAAAGUCAUUUAGGGAAGUUGCUUCCUGUCCGAGUUUACGCGCUAAAAUCAAUCGCUCCAACUGUACGGAAAUGA